Molecule: messenger RNA, 9490 nt
Organism: Coregonus clupeaformis (lake whitefish)
Lineage: Eukaryota; Metazoa; Chordata; Actinopteri; Salmoniformes; Salmonidae
Exons: 29
Coding region: 234-9125 (2963 amino acids)
Biological process (GO): actin cytoskeleton organization
Cellular component (GO): plasma membrane; cortical actin cytoskeleton; cell projection
Molecular function (GO): actin filament binding
Source: RefSeq, a predicted model, not a curated record
AGAGAGAGAGAGAGAGAGAGGAAGAGAGGGAGCUUUCUCCUCUUUUUUCAGUUUGUUUAGUGAAAGAGUGAAAGAGAACAAGAGAAGAAGUGAGGGAUGCAGAGUGAAACUUGAAUAGCUUUCAUUUGGACUGUAAUAUUUAUCUUAGUAGAGGACGCAGAGCGGAGCUCCCUGAUUCAGGUGAAUGAGACUGUAUUUAUCUGUGUGGACCGUAUCGUACCGCUGGGCUAACCAUGUCAGAGAGCAUCGUCAGGAAGGUCCAACCCUUCACCAUCAGAACCAGGCUGUCCGUCUCUGGACCUGCCACCAGGUCUAAAGGUCCAGACUUCCCCCAGCAGAGCGGGACUCUGGGUAAUAUCACCCUGCAGACCAACCUCCACGACCGGGUCUCCCUCUACCUCAGCCAGGUGCAGGUGUGUAUGACUGCUCCUCAUCUAGUUCCCCUCGCUAACCGGACCACCCCAACACCUGUACCUGUCAAACAGCAGCAUGAGGACCACCGGAACCAGAACGCCAUGUCUGAGUCUCGGAGCGCUGUCUCUCCUGUCUCCGUCUCUCCUACCACCGCAUCCAGAUCCAUCAGGAAGAUCACCAUCUCUGGGAGUCCAGAGGAGGAGGACAGCUCCUGGAGGAGACAGGAGGAGUCAGACCACAGGGUGGUCAUUGAGAAGGAGGACAGCUCCUGGAGGAGACAGGAGGAGUCAGACCACAGGGUGGUCAUUGAGAAGGAGGACAGCUCCUGGAGGAGACAGGAGGAGUCAGACCACAGGGUGGUCAUUGAGAAGGAGGACAGCUCCUGGAGGAGACAGGAGGAGUCAGACCACAGGGUGGUCAUUGAGAAGGAGGACAGCUCCUGGAGGAGACAGGAGGAGUCAGACCACAGGGUGGUCAUUGAGAAGGAGGACAGCUCCUGGAGAAGACAGGAGGAGUCAGACCACAGGGUGGUCAUUGAGAAGGAGGACAGCUCCUGGAGAAGACAGGAGGAGUCAGACCACAGGGUGGUCAUUGAGAAGGAGGACAGCUCCUGGAGAAGACAGGAGGAGUCAGACCACAGGGUGGUCAGUAUAGGACCAGGACGACCCCCUAUCACAGGGACCCCCAGAUCAGAAAACAUCAUCAUCAACAACAACAACAACAACAACAACAUCAGCAGCUCCAAGCCACAGAUGCCCCGGAUACUGGGAGUCACCUGUGAGAACAAAGCCAGCUCACAUUUUAAGGACCAUGGCAGCGUGUUUGAGUUCCUGCAGACGUUGGGGCCCAGAGCGAGGUCUCCAAGGAAAGACAGAGAUGCUGUGACCGUAGUGGUACCCCAGAAUGACAGCUACACCCAAUGCACUUCCCUCUUUAACCAGGAAGUACUACAGGCAGAGAUGUGGAUCGUUGGGAAGCAGCAGGAACUGAAGGAGGGCUGUAACAUCCAGAGGGACCUCAAAGACUUUGAGAACACCUUCAUCCAACUCAACCAGACAGGAGAGGUGCUGAACUCCAAACUGAACCCCUCCUCUGACCUGGUGAAGAAACAGCUGAGCCAGCUCAGGGACCAAUGGCAGGCACUGAAACAGACAGCAGCCAAUCAGCACAGGGCACUGGGUGGGACCAGGAACCUGGAGGAGUUCAACAGGAAAGUAGACAAACUGGAGGCCUGGAUUAAAGAGAAGGAGGAGGAACAGUCCCUGAUGAAGGUCCUGGGAGAGAAUACUAACAAACUACAUCUGACCAGGAAGGUCCUAGACCUCAAACAGGACGAGCAGCUGUACAGGACUCUCCAUGAGGAAAUCAACCACCUGGCCCUGAAACUGGAGAAACAGGGGAGGGCGGAGGGCAAGAACAUCUCUACCAGGAGGAAACACGUCAACAAGAUGUGGUUGAAGGUCCAUUCCCUCCUGAAGGACUACCAUGAAAACCUUCAGCUGGCUCUGGAGGUCUCCUCCUUCUACCAACAAGCUGACAACACACUGUCUGCCAUCAAAAACAUGGAUCUGGAGAGUAGUGGAGGCAGAGAGAUUCGGGGCAUAGCCAGCCAAAUCAUGAUGCUGGAUGUGACAGUCUCUCAGCUCUCGAACCUUCACCCAGUCCUGACUGUCAAGGUCACACAGAAACAGACGGAGGUCAAGGACUGCUGGAGCCUGCUGCAGAAAGUUGUCAGGAACCACGGACUCACUCCCUCUCCUCUUGGCUCCCGAACCACGCUGCCGCCCUCCCUCGCCCCCUCCCCUCUUGGCUCCCGAAUCACGCUGCCGCUCUCCCUCACUCCCUCUCCUCUUGGCUCCCAACCACGCUGCCGCCCUCCUCGCCCCCUCCUCUUGGCUCCCCGAAUCACGCUGCACGCCCUCCUCACUCCCUCUCCUCUUGGCUCCCAAACCACGCUGCCGCCCUCCCUCACUCCCUCUCCUCUUGGCUCCCGAACCACGCUGCCGCCCUCCCUCACUCCCUCUCCUCUUGGCUCCCGAACCACGCUGCCGCCCUCCCUCACUCCCUCUCCUCUUGGCUCCCGAACCACGCAGCCGCCCUCCCUCGCCCCCUCCCCUCUUGCCUCAGGGUUCACCAGGGAAGACGGAGACUCCCUGACCCAGACCAUAGAACGCCAGGGCAGCGUGGGAACUGAGCCACACAGGAUCAUGGAAAAGGAGGUGAAGGAAGAACAGAACAGGCUGAAAGGCUGUAUGAGCCUUGGACAUUACUGUGGCCCUGCACCUUCCCCCCUGAGCCACAGAGCCUGCAUGGAUGAUGUCAUCAUAGCAAGAAAAGACUCAGACUUUGAAAGCAGGACAAAGCAGUCUGGAGCCCACCCACAGCUGGAGCCCCGGCUGCAGCCUGAAGCCACUCCGUCCCGGCAAGGCCAACCAAAGCUCCGCCUACAGAUCCCAGAGCCCUACACCAACCUCCAAUCAAGCCUAAAACCGCGCCCAUAUUACCAGAUGCAGCUCCAGAAGUUCACUGUUUCUGCAGACAAGACCCUGUCCUGGCUGAAGGACAACGUUGCCAUGGCGACUCAGGUCUGCUCUAUUGCCGUUUCAGAGGGUUUAAUGGCAGCCAGAAAGUGUCAAGACAUCCUAGAACAAGAGAUAAUUGACUACAGUGCCCGGACAGAGGUGGUCAAAAAGGAGGGUAGAGGGUUAAUCAGAGCCCAGCACCCUGGCAGCUCUAACAUCCAGGAGUUCUUGAUUCGGCUGGAGGAGUUAUGGGAGGAGCUAAGGAGACGACAUCAUAGGAACCAGGUCUACCUGCAGGCAGGGGAGGAUAUGAGCUUUAGGAGAGUGCAGCUCCUCCAGGCCCUGGGUAGUAUCGAAGCCUGGUUGGAGGCGGUAGAGCUGUCCAUGUCUAACUCCCAGCUGGCAGGAGACACGGAGACCGUGAGGCUGGCUGAGAGAGAGAUCUGCCUGCUCCAGACAGAGCUGUCCUCCCGGGGAAUGGAGCUAGCAGCACUCAGACAGGAGAUGGACAGGCUGGGUGGUCAGCAGGAGGGUCAGGGCCCAGGAUACCCCAACACUGAGGGCCUCCCAGAUUAUAUGGACCAGGUGGAGAGAAAGUACCAACGUGUUCAGACUGCGUUGACCCAGCAGAGUUCGUCGCUGCAGGACACCAGGAUGCUGACAGAGUUUCUGGAGAGGGUGGAGGUGGAGUUAGAGGAGAGGGUGGAGCUAGAGGAGAGCCAGGAGGCCAGGGGGAGGGGCUACAGCAGUAACCUUGGACAGCCUCUCCACAGUGAGAUCAUCUCAGCUCUUUCCCUGCUGGGUGAUGGGGGUGGAAGUGGUGGUGGGGAGCCCCUGAUGGAGCUGCUGGGGAACCCUGUACAGGAGCUGCAGGAGGCAGUGGAGAUGUUGAAUGACACGGUCAGAGAGAGAGGACGAUCACAGAAUCACAUCCAUGAUCAAGCCAUCCAGACCGUGAUCGGACAGCUGGCUGUGCUGUCAGUGCGUGUGGAGGACUGUCUGUGCUGCAGUAGGGAGCUGAACCUGGACCUCCUGCAGAGAGAGACGGACAUGGCCUUGUGCUGUGAACAAGACGACAGUGGACUAGAGGGGCUGGAGGAGCAGCAACAUCACCUAGAGGUUGACUAUGCUGUACUGAAGGAAGAAGUGGAGGAGCUCCAGAGACAGGCUGGUUGUCUGGAGGAGCUAUGCCCAGAGAGAGUGUCCGUCCUGGGGGUGGAGGUGCAGGGAGCCCUGGGGGUUUGGAGGGAACUAGGGAAGAACGUAGAGGAGAACAGAGACAGAUUACGACAGUUUGUUCACCUGCAGGACUUCUUCAGGACCUACCUGGCCAUGAUAUCGUGGAUGGAGGACACCCGGGAGUGUAUUUUCUCGGAGAGAGUGUUGCAUUGUGGGAGGGACGGCCAGGAGCCAGUGGCUGCAGAGAUGGAGAUGGACGUGCAGAUAGACAGGAAGUUGGAGGAGUUUGAGGAGCUGGUUGCUGCAGGGAGGAACCUGCUGAACGCUGAGCACCACCUGGCCAACAUGAUCCGUGAGCGUCUGGAAGAGUUGAAGUCCAUGCUGGGAUGGAUUCUGGUCCACUGGAGAGACCAGAAACACCAGAGGAGUCUACGCAGGAAGAAGAAGACUGAAUCUAAUGAAGAUAUUAUCUACUCUCAGCCCCCAACAAAGCAGACUACUGGAGAUAUCUACUCCACUAGAGACAACAUCUACUCAGAGAGCACAGUAGAGUCCACUAGAGAUAACAUUUACACAAACACUGUACCAGAGUCCAUUAUAGACAACAUCUAUGUCAACACCAAAGCAGAGCCCACAGCAGCAGAUACCUACACAUAUGCUACAGCCUGCUCCCCCGACAGUACCCCUGCUCAGCCAGAGACCCACCAUCCCCCUACACUGAGUGUCUUUGAGGACAGAUUGAGGACAAUAGACAGUCUGUCAUGUUGGGAGGACCUAGAGGAGGGCUACCAGGUGAUGAGCAGCAGCACACGGCCUCCAGGGGACAGCGGCUUCACCUCUCCUCCAGAAACCCACCAAUACCCCGGCCUGGUCUUCAAAGAGCCCAGCAGACCAGCCCUCUGCCUGGAGUGCACCUCAGUCAACAGCAGCCCUGGGGUUAGCCUGGUGGGCCAGUGGGGAAUGGUCAGCCCUGGGGUUAGCCUGGUGGGCCAGGGGGGAAUGGUCAGCCCUGGGGUUAGCCUGGUGGGCCAGGGGGGAAUGGUCAGCCCUGGGGUUAGCCUGGUGGGCCAGGGGGGAAUGGUCAGCCUAGGCGGCACCGUCAAGACCAGCCUUGGAGGCAGUGUGGACCUGGGGGGCACUAUCAAUCUCAUCCUCAGCCUGGGGAACCAUGGAGACAGCCAUGUGGAGGUGCUGGAGGCUAGUCCUAGAGUGGGUGAGGAGGAAGAGAGCACAGAGCCUGUCCACAGGCCAAGUAAAAGCUUUUGGAGGCGCUGCCAGGUUCUGUUGGAAAAUACUCUGGGUAGUUUAAAGAGAAAGAUUUAUCGGCAGAGUGCAGACGAGGACAACAACAUGACCUCAGCUCCUGUAUAUGAGAGUGUUUUACUGCCCCGCUUCCACACCAAGACCUCCUCCUCGUCAUCCCCCUCCUCCUCCUCCUCCUCCUCAGGGCCUCCUCAUCCCGACGUCUCUAUCUCCUCCUCCCUGCCCAGGAGCACCUCCUUCUUCUCUAGUCUGAAGAGAAGGAGCAGGAAGAGAGACCCUAGCCGCCACACCAUUCAGAGAAUAAUGUUUGUAGAGGGGGAGGAGCAGACAGAGGUGGCAUGUCCUGCUGAAGCUGCACCCCAGCCAAUCACGCUGUACGAAACCCAGACCUGGCCAACGAAGGAGGGCCGAAGGAAGAAGAAGAGCCAAUUAAAGGCUGAGGGGGUCGGGCCAGGGCAGGGGGUGAAGCUCAUGGACUACAUGGAUAAUCCAUUGGCCAGGGAUAUUGAUGAUGAAUGUUCUGGGGUCUACACUGUCAGCCCCUAUGCAGUGACAGAGGCAGUCUCUCUAGCUCCACCUACUGGCCAGGUGAGGAGCCACUGCAGGUUCCUGUCACUGGGGUCUGUUUUGACCUUCGACCUCCCCAAAGACAUGAGGCUGGUCCCCAGUAUACAGGACAUCAUCACUAUAGGACCCCCAGAACACAGGGGGACCCCCAACCCAGAGACACACACAGCCCUCAGCUCUUUCAAACAGACCCGCUCGCCCCCCUCUCACCCUUUAGCUGGACCCCCUUCCUCAAAAACACAGACUUGCUCUCCUACCUCCCCUCCCUCAGACACACACAGAACACCAGACAAUGAGGCCGUCACUACUGACAGACAUGAAACAAUGACACAGACACUGACACAACCACAGAUACAGACACAACCACUACUGACACAACCACAGAUACAGAAACAACCACUACUGACACAACCACAGAUACAGACACAAACACUACUGACACAACCACAGAUACAGACACAACCACUACUGACACAACCACAGAUACAGACACAACCACUACUGACACAACCACAGAUACAGACACAACCACUACUGACACAACCACAGAUACAGACACAACCACUUACACAGACACCGACACAGAUACUGAAACAGACAAAGCCACUGACACAGGCUAUUCAGCUGGAGCCUCUGUUUAAUCUAGAUAAAGAUUUUCCUCUUCCUCCUCCUCUUGCCCUGGAUGAGGACUGGGAUCAGAACGGACCAAGCGAUGACCUAUCCCUAUCACAGAUCCAGACCAUACCAAGCGAUGACCUAUCCCUAUCACAGAUCCAGACGGAACCAAGCGAUGACCUAUCCCUAUCACAGAUCCAGUUCAGUGUCUCUGGGAUCGUCAGUCUACACCAGGAGUCUGAGCAGGAGUGGGCGGAGCUUGUCUCCAGCAAGCAACCACCAAUCACAGCUUAUGUUCCAAAGAGUCCCGUUCCAAAGAAACAAGACCAUUACAAUUACAUGGAAAGGGCCAUGGUUAGUAGAAGUCCCGUUGUAAAGAACAAGUACCCCUGUCCCUCCUCAGCCUAUCAGAACCAUGAGAGCAAAGACCCCUGUCCCUCCUCAGCCUAUCAGAACCAGGAGAGCAAAGACCCCUGUCCCUCCUCAGCCUAUCAGAACCAUGAGUGUCUCAUUCAGGACCUCAAUGGACACCAGUACCAUCAGAGGUUAAAGACCCAUAGAGAGAGUCUUGACCUCCAGAAGACCAGCCAGGCUUCUCAGAUGGUGGUGAAUCUGAAGACCAGUGGGUCAGGGAGUAUGAGGGAAGACGCUAUAGACUCUGGCAUCUCUGGUGUCUCCAACUCUGGGAGAUUGAAGCUCAAUGCUACUGAUGUUUCCCAAGAGCCCAAGCCCAAGAGGACCGUGAUGGGGAGGCUAGUGUCUCUGGAGGUUGUGUCCAAACCCAGGGCAGACCCCGCAGCAGCUCCAGCUCCUGCCCACCCAGAGAAAGAAACACCACCCAGAAACAAACACCCCGACCACCAGACAGAGACAGACCUCGACUCUGACCCGGUCCACCCUGACCCCAACCUCAUCAUCCAUCCAGACCACCAGCAGUUUGAGGAGUCAGAGGAGGAGCUGGAGGACAUCUGGAACCAUAGCGAUGGCUACAGACAGAGUAUCUCCUCUGACAUCAUGUACCAGCCACACCAAGAGGAGGAGGAAGGGGGAAGUAGCAACACCCCAGGACUGACCACAGACACCCAGAACCAGGCCCAGCCCCAGGCUCCCCCCUACAGAAAGCUGAUAACAGCCUCUGCCCCUAACCUUCUGGUGGCUGAAUUCACACUCCCCUCCUCCUUCCAAACCCUACUGGGGUACAACCAGGGCCAGAACCAGGACCAGGGCUUCAGCCGAGAUCCUGACCCCAGAGAAGAGAUCCCUACCCUGGCUAACAGAGACAGGAGGUCCUGGGCAGCCUUCCCUAACCAGGACCAACCCUGGAGGACCACAGCACUGGUCAAUGAGACGGCAGCAGACCCAGUCAAGCUACCGGAGAUAGAGGACCAAAAGAGAUAUAUCUACCAGUAUAGAGAGGAGGAGGAGGAAGAGGAGGAUGAGGAGGAGAAGAUGGAGGACACAUACUGUCCAAAGGACACAUCAAUGAGCCUGCGGUGUGUCGACAUGGGUCUGGACAGAGCCAAUCAGCGAGCUAGAAGUUGUGGCACUCUGGAGGGCGUCAUGGAGAAGCAGAAUGGGAGUGGGUCUGAGCUGCAGAGGAUGGAGGGAACCCUGGAGCGGAAGCACAAGCUGCAGCUGGGAGGGAAGAAGAGCUGUGGUCUGUCUGUAAACCUGACGGGAGCAGAGUGUGUCCCAGCCCCAGAAUACACAAAGAAACCCCAGUGUUUCAGUCUGCGGUUAAGAGACGGGUCAGAGUACCUCCUCAACACAGCAUCCCGAUUCAUGAUGAAGAAAUGGAUGGUGAAAAUACAAGCCAACACUGUGCCCAGUGAGCAUGUCUCCUCCAUGACGUCACCCAGCAGCCCCUUGGUUCAGGACCCCCCUUCCCCUGUCACCACUUCUUCCCUCUCCAGAAGUCCUCACACAGGAACAGCCAGAGCCAAGGAGAUAGUUGUCCUGACCAGAGAGACUUACCCUCAGAUCCGUCAGUGGCACCCAGGGAAACAGCCGGACCCAACAUCCUCCUCACAUACAGGCAGUCGUGAAGAUAACUAUGACCCCCUGAGACAGAGUCCAUUCUCCCUCCACACCUCCUCCUCCAUCCCUCCUUUCUCCCUCCACUCCUCCGUCUCUCCUCCUUCCUCUUCCACUGUCUCCAGAGGUGGUCAAGACUGGCUCAGUCAAGUGAACAAGCAUCGCUCUCACUCCUUUACCUCUGCAAGGUACCAGAAGAUUAAACCAGUGUUGCUGGCCCCAGGCCGGGACUACGGGUCAGUGGGUUUGGGUCGGGACUGUGGGUCAAACUACUCAGUGACUCUGGUUAUAGGAGACAAGCGGUCUGACGCUUCUCCCACUAUCAGUUGUGAUGGUAGUGGUCCGUCUAACACUGAACCACACCACCCCCUGCUGGAUGGAUGGCAGCAACACUCAUGUCACCAGCAUCAAGCUACGUACCACCACUACCAGGACUCGGACCAACAGGAUCCAUCUCUGAGGGCCUGCACCAGUCUGCCUCGGCCACGCAAGAAGUCUGUCUUCAAGAAGUUCUUUGGGAAGAAAGACUGAAGCUGUCAUGAUCAAUCAAUCACGUAGUUAUUAAGCCCUUUUUCCUUUACAGUCCUUUCUUGUCCUACAGCGGAGUUAUAAAGUUAAGGACUGAAGUUAUCAUAGCAGCACGUCUGAACUCUGACGUCUAUGUGAGGGCUGCUGUACCAAGCAUUUUUACUCUAUAAGGAUUUGAAACCAAGCAAGCUUUGUGUAUUAAUGUGUGGCGCAUAUUUCAAUAUCUGUGGAGGAGAUGAAUGGAGACCUGCUUUGUGUUUGAACCGUCCACGUGUGCUGCUAGUUUAGGAUGUGUGUGAGAUUUGUAUAGUUGUUUCUGCACUGCAUAGUGACAGAUUUGAUGUCUUAUUAAAGACCAAUCAUCCUUC